Messenger RNA from Phoenix dactylifera (date palm), 1900 nucleotides. Its product is annotated as cytochrome P450 81Q32-like. Gene Ontology annotation, molecular function: oxidoreductase activity, acting on paired donors, with incorporation or reduction of molecular oxygen; heme binding; iron ion binding. NCBI's taxonomy places the organism in Eukaryota, Viridiplantae, Streptophyta, Magnoliopsida, Arecales, Arecaceae. The record is from RefSeq and is a predicted model, not a curated record.
ACAAUUCCUUUCGUUUUCGUUCGAGAAAAUCAUUUACUCUUCUGGUCCCGCUUAAUCGUGGGUCGUGGCCAUGGAAACGCUGUCCUACAUCUCCCUCACCCUUGCUCUCCUCCUCUUCAUCAAACUUUUAUUGUUCCCCAGGAAUAGGAAAAACUUCCCUCCAAGCCCUCCAUCGCUCCCCUUCAUAGGUCACCUUUAUCUAUUCAAGAAUCCCCUCCAUCGCGCCCUCGCUCGCGUUGCCGAUCGUUAUGGCUCCGUCGUCCUCCUCCAUUUUGGCUCCCGCCCGGUCCUCGUCGUCUCCUCGCCCUCCGUCGCCCAGGAGUGCUUCAAGACCAACGACAUCACUUUUGCGAACCGCCCCCACCUCCCCUCGUCAAAGCACAUCAACAAUAGCAACACUACUCUUGGUUCUUCUGGCUACGGGCCCUAUUGGCGCAAUCUCCGCCGCAUCGCCACCGUCGACGUCCUCUCCAACCACCGCCUUCUCUCCUCCUCCGAUGUAAGGGCUGCGGAGGUGCGACUCCUGGCCCGCCAACUCUUCCGAAAGUGUGAGGCCGGAGCGGAGGGGUUUGCGAAGGUGGAGUUGAAGUCGAGGCUUUUCGAGUUGGCGCUGAACGUGAUGAUGAUGAUGAUUGCUGGGAAGAGGUACUACGUUGAGGAGGGGGAGGUCUCGCAGGAGGCGAGGCAGUUUAGGGAGACGGUGGAGGAAACCUUAAUGCUUGAUGGUGCAACGAAAUUACGGGAUUUCUUGUUCGUGUUAAGGUGGUUCGAUUACCAAAUGAAGAAGAAGUUGGUGAGGUUGGAGAGGGCGAGGAGUGAGUUCAUGCAGAGACUGAUGGAUGGGGAAAGAAAGGAGUGCGAGGAGGAAGGAGGAGAAACACAGAAAAAGACAACUAUGAUUGCUCAUCUGUUAUCGUUGCAAAAGACGGAUCCCGAGAACUAUACCGACCAGGCAAUCAAAGGGCUUAUCACGAGUUUAUUACAAGCGGGAACGGAUACAUCAUCAAACACUACUGAAUGGGCAAUGUCACUCCUACUCAACAAUCCAGAGACAUUGAAGAAGGCUCAGGCUGAGAUUGAUGCGCGUGUCGGAAACGAGCGCCUGCUGCAAGAAUCGGAUCUUCCUAAUCUUCCAUACCUCCAGUGUAUCAUCAGGGAAACACUUCGAAUAUGCCCCGGUGUCCCACUCCUCGUGCCUCAUGAAUCCACAAAUGAGUGCAUCGUGGGGGGCUUCAAUGUUCCACGCGGAACCAUGCUACUGGUUAAUGCUCACUACAUUCACAGGGACCCUAAGAUAUGGGAGGAACCUACAAAGUUCAAGCCUGAGAGAUUUGAGGAUGGGAAAGAUGAAGGGAAGCUGAUGAUCCCAUUUGGGAUGGGAAGGAGGAGGUGCCCAGGGGAAGGCCUGGCCAUGAAAGAGGUCGGCCUAACACUUGGGACCUUGAUCCAAUGCUUUGACUGGAAGAGGGUGGGAGAAGAACAGGUGGACAUGACUGAAGGCUCCGGGCUGACCAUGCCCAAGGCUGUUCCACUGGAAGGAAUGUAUCGUCCACGCCGUGCCAUGGUUCGUGCUCUUUCAGGACUUUGAGUCGCUGGGAUAUGCAUCUAUGCGGCAUUGAAUCAGUAGCCAAGUGGACGGGAUUUUCAAUUUGUAGCCAAGUGAUACGUAUAUGGUCUUGCGUAGUAGAUCUAUUUUAUGUUUGAUGGUACCACUCCCUCUGGGUUGUGCUUAAUUCCAAGCUAUAUGGUCGAGGGAAAUAUUAAAAGUAUCCGGAGCACCGUUAUUUUCUGUAAGAUUUUAUAACAACUCAAGACUUCACCCAAAAUAGGUAGUCGGAAAGUAUUAUUUGAGUUUUUUAAUCAUGUAUAAGUACCCAAUAUUUACUCAGUAAAUAACCGA